AUGGAGAAUUUCAUAAAAAUUGAAAAAAUCGGAGAAGGUACAUAUGGAGUAGUAUAUAAAGGAAAACAUAAAAAAACUGGAGAAAUUGUAGCUAUGAAGAAAAUUCGCUUAGAAAGCGAUGAUGAGGGAAUACCAUCAACCGCUAUCAGAGAAAUUUCACUACUUAAAGAAUUGAGUCAUCCAAAUAUUGUGAGUUUAAUUGAUGUAUUGAUGGAAGAAUCAAAACUAUAUCUUAUUUUUGAGUAUUUGACUAUGGAUCUGAAGAAAUAUAUGGAUACUUUAGGCAACAAGUUAAUGGAACCAGAUAUGGUCAAGUCAUAUUUAUUUCAGAUCACACGUGCGAUUCUGUUUUGUCAUAAGCGCAGAAUAUUACACCGUGACUUAAAACCACAAAAUUUGCUUAUUGAUAAAUCUGGAGUUAUUAAAGUAGCAGAUUUUGGAUUGGGAAGAGCCUUUGGAAUCCCAGUUAGAAUAUAUACACAUGAAGUAGUGACAUUGUGGUAUAGAGCACCUGAGAUUCUCCUUGGUGCUACCAGAUAUUCCUGCGCAAUUGAUAUGUGGAGUAUUGGAUGUAUUUUUGCAGAGAUGACAACGAAAAAGCCAUUGUUCCAAGGAGACAGUGAGAUAGAUCAACUGUUUAGGAUAUUUCGAAUACUGAGAACACCUACAGAAGAUAUUUGGCCAGGAGUCACACAGCUAUCAGAUUACAAAGCGACGUUUCCGAAUUGGAUGACAAAUAAUUUGGAAUCUCAGGUGAAGAGCUUGGACAAAAAUGGGCUGGACUUGUUACAGUCUAUGCUCACGUACGAUCCUGUGUACAGAAUAUCUGCACGAGCGGCAUUGCUGCACCCUUACUUCAAAGAUUUAGAUAAAUUGAAAAUACCAGCUGCAUAAAACAAACAAAAGUACGUCGAAAGAAUAAAAAUUUUGUAUGAUUAGUUUUAAUUGCCUGAACGGGAUUUAUUUUAUAAAAGAUUUAAUUGGUAAUUUAGUCACACAUUUCGUACAUUAGUAUGUGUUUAAUUGGUUCACAUUUCAGUAACCUUAAUUAAGGCUCCUGGCCCCUCGCAUUGUGUUAGAAUAAAAGGGGAGUGCAUGGAAUAUCUUACAAAUUUGUUUUAAUUGUUACAAAUCAAUUGUUCAAUUUGUUACAAAUCGAUCGAGAGUGUUAUUUUAUGGAUAUAUUUAUUUUAACGUAUUUUGCAAGAAUUUUUAGUAUACAUUUUCUCGCUUCUGACAUCAUUAAAAAAAAAGAGAUAAACAGGGCGAGAGGCCAGGAGCCUUAACGUUAUAUAUAUUCAAAUUCAUGUUUUAAUUGUCAAUUUGGCUUACCUCAUUGUACAAUUUGUCAUGUAACAUUCCACAUGCAUCUUUUAACACAUUUUUUAAUGAAAGAUAUCUUCAAGAUCCUUUUUGAAGAUUUUUAAAAUAUCAAUUCUCCCGAAUAGAUUAUACCAAUUGUAAUUAUACCACUUAAUUUAAUUUACGUCUUAUUUUCUUUUAUACGGUUUAUAAUUGUAAACGGACUAAUAGUAUAAGGCAGGAUUGAUAUCUUGUAACAAGAUUUUAUUAUUAUAUGCAUUUAUUCUAUUACAUACUGAUAAUUAAAAUAUCACAAAUUGCUUACAAGUGCCUUGCACUUACAAGUGCCUUAGCACAAAAUACAUAUAUUCUUAGAAGAAUAUGGCAUUGCUUAUAAGAGUUUGCACUUAAUGUAUGUUUUGCACUUUAAAUAAAUAAUAUUUUUAUUCUA
Molecule: messenger RNA, 1753 nt
Organism: Odontomachus brunneus
Lineage: Eukaryota; Metazoa; Arthropoda; Insecta; Hymenoptera; Formicidae
Gene: Cdk1
Product: cyclin-dependent kinase 1
Exons: 4
Coding region: 1-894 (297 amino acids)
Biological process (GO): protein phosphorylation; mitotic G2 DNA damage checkpoint signaling; G2/M transition of mitotic cell cycle
Cellular component (GO): nucleus
Molecular function (GO): cyclin-dependent protein serine/threonine kinase activity; RNA polymerase II CTD heptapeptide repeat kinase activity; ATP binding
Source: RefSeq, a predicted model, not a curated record